Molecule: messenger RNA, 2220 nt
Organism: Physella acuta
Lineage: Eukaryota; Metazoa; Mollusca; Gastropoda; Physidae
Biological process (GO): signal transduction
Molecular function (GO): SH3 domain binding
Source: RefSeq, a predicted model, not a curated record
CUUAAAGAAAACCAUGAGCUCUAUUACAGCGAAACACAGGUAUCGCGUUUUAAAUAUUAUAAACAGACUCAGAACUAAAGAACCUCAAAAAAUAAGUUUUAAAGUAGCUCCAAUACUGGAAGAGCCAUUUGAAUUAGAAGGAGAAAUUUCUUUUCUUUGCGAUAAGUCAGUAACAUUUCGUCUUAAGGGUAGAGUCACGAAAAAAGACACUGGUAAAGUUAAUUAUAAAACGCUGUACUUUAAGUUGGAGUUAUCGAAUAAAUCAAUCGAAAGUCUGACCAGUCAGUUGGAAUGGCAGGAGUGUGAGCUAAAGACAAUUGUCUUUAAGUUAUCUAGACAAGAGCUGGAAGAUCUGCACGUGAUAUCUAAAAAUUCUCUUGAAACUAAUUGGAUAAUUACAACACAACGGACAAGCUACUCAGGAGAUUCUGAGAUUAAAUCGGACGAAAAAAAGAUAGAAGGCACCAAUAUUCCAGAGAUGGCUGAAGCAGCACCGUUAGCAAGAUCACAUGAAAGACAUCUGCUGUCCACUUUUUCCACUGAGGACGAGAAGAUAUACAUCUAUCGUAUACUAAACAUUAACAGAAGGUUCGAUACGAAAACGGUACAGAGUCUUCGUUUUCCUAUUAAUAGCGUUAAAAAUGAUUGGUGUGUACUGGAAGGGUGUGUUAGUUUUCCUGGUGACGACACGGUCGUCUUCAGCCUUGCUGGUAGCGUGACGAGACCUGACAGCCUCGAGUGCCAGACUAGCAGGAUGUGCUGCACCUUGGGGGUCUCAGACAAGGCGUUCUACGUCUUUAGCAGCCAGUUGGAAUGGCAGGGUGUUGAGCUGAAGAACAGUGCCAUAACUUUAUCCAGACAAGAGUUGAUUGAUCUUGACGUGGUGACAAAAGAUUCCGUUGAAACGAAGUGGAUCAUCACAAAUCAGCCUUCAACUCAAAAUGAAGAGUCAAAUGGAAGAGGGGUUCAGUUAGACAAACCAUUCAGUCUUAAGUCGUCAUUAAUCAGCACUCUGAGGUCAUCAUCAAGGAUAUAUCCGUUGUCAAAAAAAUUUGGAGCCCAGACACUGCACAUGUAUCGCAUACUGCAUACAGCUAGCAGAUUAGAAACAACAACACCUCAAACUAUCAGUUUCAAUCUUAAAACUGUGUGGGAUGGUCACUGUAAAUUUGAAGGAGGAAUACGCUUUCCAGGAAAUGACACAAUAGUGUUUAGUCUCAGUGGAAAAAUGCCGGCUAAAACAAGUGUAGAGGCAUUAAAAGACAAGUACUUCAGACUACAGCUAUCCGAAGAUGCCGUGCAUCAGUUCUCUAGUCCACUGAAGUGGCAGCUCAGCGAAGAUGGUUAUCAAAUAACAAUCACUCGCAUUACACUAUCAAAACAGGAGUUAUUGAACCUGAACAUUGUAAAACAAGAUUCAAUCAGUACCAGUUGGGAGAUAGUAGAUAAAAUACCAGACACACGUCAGUGUACAAAAACCAUAAACUGGCCAUCUCAAAAAAUGCAAGAAAGUUUGAAAUCCACAAGAAGUAUGUCGAAAAAUUUCUCCGCUCAAGAUUUUAUUCAGUUAUCCAAUAAUUUGAUCAAGACCGGAAACUUACGAAUAAAACCGAAGACAGAAAACGGCAAGUGGAAGCAUAGGUUCGUCGUCCUGUUGAGCGACUCCCUGUACAUCUACAACAGCGAGCUGUCCAAGGCACCGAACGAUACAAUCUUGCUGCGGGGCUACAAUAGAGUUCAGAGAGAGGAGUCGACAGUCCACGAGUGGUGCUUCUCCAUCCUGCCCGCCUCUAAAUCUCUCCGCGUCAUUACUUUCGCCUGCGUCAGUGAUCAAGAAAGAGGAGAAUGGAUUCGCGCCAUUCAAAAUCAAAUACGAGCCUGCAACAGUAUCGUGAGCGAAGAAAAUGCACAAUGUGAAACGAAACUACUUUCGCCUUCAGGAAAUGGGAAUGAGUGCAUCCACACUGAAUCAGACGUAUGUCAGACAGGAGGACUCUACCCAGGGGAGUCAUUUUUGAGAAAAACAGGAGAUGCUUACAAGCCCUCAUUGACGGAGGAGUAUCGAGCUAAACUUGGAGCAGCACGCAACACUCCGCCUCUAUGUAACAUGACCAACUUUUUACAGACAUGCUUGAAAUGUACAGAGAAUACAGCAAAAUCUAAUAAUACAUAUUUUACUCGUUCGUCUCACCGAACCACAUAUUAGGCUUCCCCUCCCAG